GGUCGUCUAUUCUCGGCGUCGGCGCGGUUGGCGCGCGGCCUCAGAUAGAUGAUUCUCCCCGUACGUCCCGGAAAAGGCAUGCUUGCAUUGGCAACACGUACGGAUCUACCAUCGAUCAUGCCGACGAGCCGGCGGCUCCUCCAGCAGCGGCUCGCCGCGGCCAUCAUUGUGGCAUCGGUCACCGCGGCGUCGGGCGCCGCGCUUGUGGGGGAUUCGUGCUCGGCGGCGGCGGCGUCCUGCGGCGCCGGGCUGCGGUGCACGACGUGCGUGCCUCCGCCGGGGACGGGGCCCGCCGCCUGCGCCCGGACGACGCCCCUCGACCCCAAGAUGCACGGCGCGGCGCUGCCCUUCAACCGCUACUCGUGGCUGACCACACACAACUCCUUCGCCAUCGUCGGCACCAAGUCGCCCCUGGGGUCCGCCAUCAUCUCGCCGCCCAACCAGGAGGACUCUGUCAGCAGCCAGCUCCGGAACGGCGUGAGGGGCCUCAUGCUCGACGCCUACGACUUCAACAACGACGUCUGGCUCUGCCACUCGUUCGCCGGCAAGUGCAUCGCCUUCACCGCCUACGUGCCCGCGCUCACCGUGCUCAAGGACAUCGAGGCCUUCCUCGCCUCCAACCCCUCCGAGGUCGUCACCGUCUUCAUCGAGGACUACGCCGCGCCGGGAUCCCUCAGCAACGUCUUCAACGCCGCCGGCCUCACCAAGUACUGGUUCCCCGUGGACAGGAUGCCCGCCCCUGGCAAGGACUGGCCGCUGCUCAAGGACAUGAUCGCCGACAACCACCGGCUCAUCGUCUUCACGUCCAAGCAAGGCAAGCAAGGGACCGAAGGACUCGCAUACCAGUGGGACUACGUCGUCGAAAACCAAUAUGGCAGCCAGGGCCUUGUUGACGGCAGGUGCCCCAGCCGGGCCGAGUCGAAGCCCAUGGACUCGACGGCCCAAUCCCUGAUUCUCAUGAACUUCUUCACCACCAACCCCAGCCAGAGCUGGGCCUGCGGGAACAACUCGGCGCCGCUAGUCAGCAGGCUCCGGACCUGCUACGACGCCUCCGCCAAGCGCUGGCCCAACUUCAUCGCCGUGGACUUCUACAUGAGGAGCGGCGGCGGCGGAGCUCCCCUGGCCACCGACGUCGCCAAUGGCCGCCUCCAGUGUGGCUGCGACACCAUAGCACACUGCACCACCACCAAGUCCGGCACAUGCGCCAUGCCAUCGUCAUCAGCUCCUGCUGCUUCUCCUCGGGCGGCAGGGGCAGCCGCACCCUCUCCUGGGCCUGGACCGGCAGCUGCUGCUUCUCCAAGUCCAAGCAUGUCAUCAUCUCCCCGGGCGGCGCCGGCACCUGCAGCAGCUCCAGUACUAGUAGGGGCGGCGCCGAGCUAACCAACAGCUGUUCAUCAGGCUGCAUCAUCCAUCAAAUACGUAAUGAUCUGUAGGAAGCGUAAGCUUUGAAAAUUGAAACCGUUGGAAAUGGAGCACUGCACGGGGUGUGCAAAAUGAACACAAAUUCAUGGAUUCGGUCAGUCAAUUCAAAUGCAUCCAUG
Messenger RNA from Setaria italica (foxtail millet), 1541 nucleotides. Its product is annotated as PI-PLC X domain-containing protein At5g67130. The transcript is spliced from 2 exons. Gene Ontology annotation, biological process: lipid metabolic process. Bases 49 to 1380 code for a protein of 443 amino acids. Lineage: Eukaryota; Viridiplantae; Streptophyta; Magnoliopsida; Poales; Poaceae. The record is from RefSeq and is a predicted model, not a curated record. Gene Ontology annotation, molecular function: phosphoric diester hydrolase activity.